CAGGAGUUCAAGAAAUCUCUCACAACGAUUUAGCAAUUCGGUCUUGAACAGACGGCUCCGAAUUCCAGUAGUUGUUUGAUCUCGUCAUCUUGGCUAUCAGUUCGGCUGAAUAGCGAGCAGAAAAUGUUUGGCUCAUCGUCUUACUACAACUCGAAUCCGACGCCAACAUUCCCUCGAUCACAAUCGCAACUCGCUUCAUCCUCGGUGGCGGUCUACAACCAGCAGCCAGCUACUUCCAGUAACAGCCUUAUUCAGGGCGUUGCACCUGGUUCACAAUAUGCGGGCCAGAUGCAGAUGAGCAUGUCAGGUCGGGACCUUCAGGGGCAGCAACAGACGCAGAACCAGAUGCAAAGCAUCAAUGGCUUGGUCAAGGCGGACCCAUCGAACAUGGGUAGCACCACCUAUUUUCAACAACCGCAGAUUCAGUAUCGGCCACAGGAGGUUGCGCAACAAUCAGUGCAGGCCCCGCCUCAAGGCACAAGCUCUGCGCAGCAAUCUAGCCCUUUGGAAGGAGAUCCAGCUCUCUUCGUUCCUCUCAAAACUGCAAGAGAUGCAGUGGAGAACAUGAUGAUCAACGACGAAUCGCUCUUCGGCAACGGACUUGACGAUCAUCUCGGUGCUGGAAGUAUGGGUAUGGGAGGGUUGGCUAGACCCUCGCUAAGCAAUCUAUAUACACACGCACAAGGUUCGCAUAUCGACUCGAAUAAUCUGGCGACUCCUUUCGUCCAGGUCAGCCAGAUGGGGCCCCCAAAUGGCGUUAUCGACAUGCUUCGUGGCAGGAACAGUAGUAAGAGCAAAGGUCAAGGGCUCUUGCUCGACAUUGGCAGGGCCUACUUCACGGCGAGCGGGACUUUGGUCUUGUGGGAUUAUACGAAAGAGGGAGACUCGGGUCUGGUUAGGAUUGAACACGAUGCCGGUAAUUCGGUUACCUGCGUUGGUGUAGUCAAGGCCGACCCAACCGUUUUCCAAAACCUCACCCAUCUUCUCGUCAUCGCCGGAAACGCCAGAACCAGUCUUCUUGGCUUGGCCUACGACCCUUUCACGCGAUCCAUCUCGCUCGUCGACAUGCUGCCCAACCAGUCGUUCCUCUCCGCCACAUCGCCUCCUAAUAUCGAGCUUCAACAGAUCGUUUGUACACCCAUCGGGUCCCGGGUGUUUCUCCUAGGAGGCGGCUGCUUGUGGGAGCUUGUCUACGAAGCCAAGAUUGAUAGCAAUCAAGGAUGGUUGGGCUUGAUCGGUUACGGCGGUGGAGUGAAAGAACCCGUGAUGAAGAACUGGUCGACGGGUCUUUCAGGCUGGACCAACUUCAUUCCAGUGGGCUCUAACAAGAAGGACAACCUUGUCCAGCUGGCUAUCGAUCACGAACGGGAAGUCAUCUAUGGUCUGACGAAAGACAACAAGAUCGAGAGAUGGUCCAUCGUCCGAAAGACAGCAUCUUCCGGAGGAAACACGAUCGUGCCCAAACAAGAAGGAGCCGUGUCACCCGUGGAUUUGGCUCGAAGACUUACAGAAGGGAGCAAGUUCUUUGACCAGCAGACAAAAAUUCUCAGCAUCGAUGUCAUCACCAAGAUGGAGUCUGAAGCAUGUCUGGUUCUUACGACUUCUAGUAACGCCCGAAUCUACAUGAAGGAUGGCGCUCAAUCAAGAGGGAUGGGAUACUCUUAUGGUCCAGGCGGCUUCCACGUUGCGCAUAUCCGUCUUCCCAUUGAGAGCGUUCCUGUCGCGCAGGGAUCUAGCCCUUUGAGCAUAACUUCCCAACCGAUAACGGAAAGUCGUUAUAUGCAUGGCGUCUACGUGACCGUCCAUCAUAAGUCGACCGAUUCUUGCUCACUCGUCUGGUAUGCUGCCGACCCGUUUGAGUGGGCUGAUCUGGCAGCCAAGCGUCAGCAAGGACAGAUGGUCGCGCAGGACAUACCCGGUCGAGGUACAGGAUUCCCUGAAUCUUUCGUCACCGCCGAUCUUCAGUCUUCAGUCUGUGCUAUCGCGGAGGAACCAGACUUUUGGUCCAGCGGAGACCGCGCGCUCAAACGGGUGGUCAAGGGGUCAAGCGGACCUGAGUUGAGUAUCAAGGAAACGCACGAAAUGGUCACCGAAGUUACGGUGUCUUCCAAACGAAGAUUCGUUGUGAUGACUCAGGGCGGUGCAGUGAUCACAUUCGAGAAGAAUCGACCGAUAGACGUUUUGGACUUCUUAUAUGCCAAUGGCCAUGGACGGACGGAGAUGAUGUUGGCCAUUCAACGACAACUCAGUUCGUCUGUCUCGCCCUUGCUCGCUAUCGACAUUGCCAUUGCCGCUCAGAACGGAUCUGCUGGUCAACACGGGAUCCGGACGCGAGACUACCUGCCGAACAAUGCCGCUCAGGGCGCUCUCGACCAUCUCGUCAAUUGGGCAAAUGAGCAACAAAAGCAAAAGACCUUGUACCACCAAUCCGCGAAUGCUGCUCAAUGGAAGCUUGACGCCGUGUACCUGCACCUGUCAAGAUCCCUGAGAACCUUCUGGAAUACCAAUGUUUUGUCAACCAACCCGUCAACACAAAUGGCUUCGAGUUCGCUGUCAAUCGGGAAAUUACAGGACCUGCAAAGUAGACUUGAAGACCUGCAAGCUUUGCUGAAAAGCCGAACGAACAUUUUCAGUUCCAUCGACCCAACUUUCGUGCCAAAUUCGGGUGCGACCAAUCCUAAUGCGGAUAGCUUCCAUCCGGUCAGGGUCUUAAUCGCACAGACGAUCGAGGCUUUGGCUUUUGUGGUGUUGCUCAGCGAGGAAAGGUUCGAGACGGUCUUGGCCAGUUGCGACCCAUCUCUGCAACGUGAUCUCAGUGCGAUGAACUACUUCCAAUUGGUGGUCGAUCCUCGAGGGAGGGAUCUGGCUAAAAGACUCGUCACCAAUGUGGUGAAUCAACAGAUCAGCCGGGAACAGAGCAUCGAGACUAUUAGCAACAAGUUGCAAGAGCGAUGUCCAUCGUACUGUAGCCGAGCCGAUGUCGAUCUUUACAAGGCCAUGGAGAGUUUGCGAAAAGCAAAGGAGGUCCGACAGGGAGUGGAACGCCAGGCGCACUUGGAGUCAGCGCUCGAUAACUUCAUGAAGGCCUGUCCAGGGCUUAGCGAAGAAAAGCUCAACGAAGUCGUUUCCGAUUUUUGUUCAUUGGGAUAUCCAGCUGGUUGCAUACAAUUGCCUAUUGAGAAGGCGGAACGGGCCGAUCCCGAUCAUCUAGCCUUUACCUACUAUCUGGAUGGACGCAAGGACGAUGAUGGUCGAAAAGGCAACUACGAGCAGCGUCUCAAAUUCUACUUGCUGGCACUUUCAGCUGUAGAGAAGUUCGACAACGAUGCAGCCCAGCAAGGUCCAGGAAGUGAAGCGAGUAGCACAAGAGAUCUCGCUUACGACUAUGCGCUCAACACUGGCGAUGACCUGUUUUUGAUGACUCUGUAUCAGUGGAUGGUACAGAAAGGCAAAUCAGAUCAGCUGCUGGAGCUCGAGAACGACGCCAAGGUAGAAGCUUACCUGCGUUACCGAGGCUUGACAAGCGGUGAACCAAGUCUGCUGUGGAGGUUCUACGCCCGUCGAAAUCGACACUUCCGGGCAGCGCAAGCACUUAGGGAGCUCGCCGAAGCACGGAUCGAACUUCCGAUGGCUCAGCGGGUCGAAUGCCUCGCGCUCGCUUCAAUGCACGCCAAGUCAUCGACAAUGCAGGACUCUGAAAGGGCUCCAGUAGACUUUGUCACGGAGCUGGAGGAGACGAAUGACGUUGCAAACAUCCAACUCGAGAUUUGGGAAGCCAUUGCAAAUGACCCGGACGUCACGGAAGAGGCUGCUAGUAAAGCCGAGCAAUUGCAAGGUCGCAUGAUCCCGAUCAGCGAGCUUUUCACAGACUUUGCCGAACCUCUUGGGCUGUACGAAUCCCAGUUGACCAUACUGCAUGCGUCCGAUCACCGGGAUGCACAACUAGUUGCAGAUAUCUGGAAUGCCUUGCUACUCAAAGCCGAUCAUGAAGCAGAAGAUCUGAGCCCGAGCCAGCGGUAUCGGCCGUUCCAAGACCUUGUUGUACGGCUGGGCAAGCGUUUCUAUCCUUCGCACGCCGCUUUCCCAACAGGCGUGAUCGCUCAAUCUUACUAUGAACGAGGUUAUGACAUGAAGGACUCACCUUCGGGUUGGGUGACGCGUACCCUCAUCGAAGCUGGCGUCGCACAUCGCGAGAUCUGGGACACUCUGGGCUAUCUCGCUCAAGAUCAGCCGCCCUUCGACGACACAGAAGGCAAGCGAUACUUGGACAGCGAGAUUGCUGUACUCUUGCCGAGCUGGAUCGAGGCUGCCACUGUCGGACGGGACCAACCAUUCUUCCCGGGAGUGAGUCUCGAUCGACGGGAUUCCCAUUCGUGUUCGCCUCUUGACACGUGUGACUAAUCUAGAAUCGUCCGUUGCAGGUCACCGACUAUCUUGCCGUCCGUUCCAAGAGUCGUGACGUCGAACAAGACAUCCGGAACGUGUUUGAGCGGGGAAGCCGGCAGAUCUUCGAUUUGCUUCGGACUACAAGAACCCAUUGAGCGAUGCAAUCUCCUUAUUUGUCAUGUAUUUGCGACUCGCCUGACUGGUAUACAAUCAAUGCGAGA
Messenger RNA from Filobasidium floriforme, 4607 nucleotides. Its product is annotated as Non-repetitive/WGA-negative nucleoporin C-terminal-domain-containing protein. Lineage: Eukaryota; Fungi; Basidiomycota; Tremellomycetes; Filobasidiales; Filobasidiaceae. Gene Ontology annotation, molecular function: structural constituent of nuclear pore. Gene Ontology annotation, biological process: transcription-dependent tethering of RNA polymerase II gene DNA at nuclear periphery; RNA export from nucleus; protein import into nucleus. Gene Ontology annotation, cellular component: nuclear pore; nuclear pore inner ring. The record is from RefSeq and is a predicted model, not a curated record. The transcript is spliced from 21 exons. Bases 124 to 4401 code for a protein of 1425 amino acids.